AUGAAGACCGGCACCAAGCGCACCGCCCGCGACGAGAACGAGCAGCCCCGCGAGACACAGAAAACCAAGGCCUUAAGGAUGGAUAUGAGGAGCCGGCCCGACCAGGCGAAGCGUCCCGCCGAAGACGGUCUGCAGCAGACGAACAACAAGAACCUCCGCCAGAGUCUGCACAAUCAGUCUUCCCAGUUCCAGCGUGGGCAGGAGGACGGCUCGGUCCUCACCGCGCGCGUCGUGAAGGCGCAGAAGAAGAAGCGCGAGCUCGAGGCGAAGCAGUACGCCGCCGCCCAGGGCCAUUCCGAGAUCCAGUCUGCUCCCGCCUCGAAGUCGUUCGAGUUCACCUACCCCGUCAAGAUGAUCGGGCACCCAGAGCACACCUUCGGCCACGCCCAGCCUUUCGUUGAGCCCUCGCAGCAGGCCGUCGCCCCCGCUCAGACGUUCUUCCGCUCUGCUUCUACUCGCGCCCAGCACCGCCCCGUGUUCGCGCACCCCGGCCACGCGUCCCAGCCCGUCCAGACCGGGCAGAGCACUGCGCGUGUCGCCCAGAAGCGUCGCCGCACCUUCGUCGUUCCCCGCACGCCCCAGGCUAGUGAGCCCGAGCCCGCCCGCGCCGAGGUCGCUCUCUCCGCCUUCGUCUGGGACCGUAAGGGUAAGGGCAAGGCGAAAGAGCCCGACGCCAGCCCCGAGGACACGGCUUUGGCCGGCCUCAUUGAUCUGGGCCGCGCCCUCCCCGAGCCUACUCCCCUCAUUGCCCGCCACGACUGCCAUUACGCGCCUCCUCCCUACGGCGUCGCCGGCCCCUCGACGUACAGGCAGCGCUCUCUUGAGGCAUUCCCUGUGUACCGCGCCACCUCCGCUCCCCGCAUCGGUCACUAUGGCACCCACAACGUCUACCAUGGCUACAGGUAG
Trichosporon asahii var. asahii CBS 2479 is the source of this 906-nucleotide messenger RNA. RefSeq lists its product as uncharacterized. The coding region runs from base 1 to 906 and encodes 301 amino acids. The transcript has a single exon. The record is from RefSeq and is a predicted model, not a curated record. Lineage: Eukaryota; Fungi; Basidiomycota; Tremellomycetes; Trichosporonales; Trichosporonaceae.